AUGUGUUGGUUGCACCGUGAGGGAAAGGGCUUGUUCUUCCAUGACAAGGCAGCCCAGUCGGAUGCUGACUGCAGGGCUGGUCAGAUUGGUCAGAUGCUUACCGACAAAUGGGGUUUGGAGACUGGUUUUGGUGCGGUCGGGUCAGGUGCAGAGCGAGGAGAACCGAUCAAAGGCAGUGACAGCCUGAAAGGGAAAUUCUUGAGGCUGAGAAGAGAAGAAGCAGGAGUACUCAAGAGCCAGUCCCUCACGACGAAUGCCAUUCUAUUCCAUGUGCCCAGCUGCCCUCUUGGAAACCGCCAUCCCACAGAGGCAGACAAUCAGGCAUCAUCGCCUUCAAAUGGCGGUCAGAGAUUCUAUGACACUUUGGACUCAUUCACGCAGAGACACACAGAAAGAGAAUUGAAACUCAAACUCACAGUCCGGGAUGGGCCUGGGUUAUGUACUGCUGUGCUCACUUUUGUCGUUUGA
This is a messenger RNA of Aspergillus saccharolyticus JOP 1030-1, 468 nucleotides long. RefSeq lists its product as uncharacterized. The transcript has 5 exons. The coding region runs from base 1 to 468 and encodes 155 amino acids. Lineage: Eukaryota; Fungi; Ascomycota; Eurotiomycetes; Eurotiales; Aspergillaceae. The record is from RefSeq and is a predicted model, not a curated record.